Tribolium castaneum (red flour beetle) is the source of this 5353-nucleotide messenger RNA. It is a transcript of the gene Stacl, whose product is annotated as Stac-like. NCBI's taxonomy places the organism in Eukaryota, Metazoa, Arthropoda, Insecta, Coleoptera, Tenebrionidae. Gene Ontology annotation, biological process: positive regulation of voltage-gated calcium channel activity; skeletal muscle contraction; positive regulation of protein localization to plasma membrane. Gene Ontology annotation, cellular component: extrinsic component of cytoplasmic side of plasma membrane. The transcript has 21 exons. The coding region runs from base 334 to 3852 and encodes 1172 amino acids. Gene Ontology annotation, molecular function: protein binding. The record is from RefSeq and is a predicted model, not a curated record.
GCGUUGAACCUGUACAACACCGACGCCUGUAGUUUUCAGUAGUCAGUAUAGCUCCGGCAGCGGACGGAAAUAACCGCGUCCUGGGCGUCGCGACGCCCGCGCUCGUGUCGAACACAGUGUGUGAUAGUAUGAGUGCGCGAUGCCUUAGGUUGAGGCAGCCAAGCAAAGAGUGAGUUCUGAAAAAUAGAGUAAAAAUUCAAACUGUGGGACAGUGUUUUGGUGCGUCCGUAAGCAAUUCUGACACCCCUGUUGUCGCUUGAGACACAUUAAUGUUGGAAACGGUGCUGGGGGUGCUGCUGUGGGCAGUUUCGCAAUGUGGGAUCCAAUGGGAGCAUGUAUGUGAUAUCUCCGGCAGAUGAAGUAGUCUAUCUGUCAUAUGGUCGAGUCAUAUACAUCCCUUCGUCCCUGCCCACAAACCGUGUGACCAAACCGAUUAGAACCUCCCUGUCGACCGGAAGUCACACGUCUUAUCCCAGUGUCCCCUCAACGAGUACCAGUUCAACAAAGAGCCGACAAUCAACUGCCAGCGAACCAGUCUUUAGCCUUAACAAACUAAAACCAACCAGUUCGUCGAAAUCCCUAAACCAACCCUCUACCAGCCGUGAAAAGUCCCCAAACGAACCACCCCCGGUCAGACCGUCGAGAAAGAAAAAACUCAAAGUCGCCCUUGAAUCAGCACGGAAACAGUCAUUUUCGGAUUUCCUCUCAAUCAGUCGCGAAAAAUCACCCAAAACCCCAGUCAACCAAACGCCGGAAAAAUCGCCGACCAUUCGACUGUUCCGAGGAAAAUCAGUCAGUCCCAAAAACCUAGGAAGAAACAGAACAGCAGUAGAUUUCGAUUCCCUUUUUAUCCGCGAAGCCAGUCCGGGAAAGCUCUCCGUCAAAAGUUUGAAUAACGUUGACGAGACCGGUCCUAGGCUGACCGGAAAACAGCGACUGACCCCAGAAAAGUCGUCGCCCACCAAGAAAAGAACGUUCUUUGGAAGCGUUCGCGUUAAGAGAAUCCCUGAAGUCAUCGAGAAGAUGGCGGGUUACGAAUCGGCCUUGAAAGAACUGACACAUGCAGGAUACAACGAACACCUCAAAUCCCACAACUCGGUCACGUUUAAAUUGGUGCGAACCGUAUCGGAUUUCACACAACAGCUGGGUCAGAUGUACGAACAGCAUGCCGAAGAAUUACAAAUGUUGGUCGCAAACUUCCGAAAACGAAACGGCGAACUUAGGAAAGAAAGACCUGCGUGCCCGAGUUCGUUGUUUCACACCUGGGAGACGCUGCUUCAAGAGGUGGAAAUUGAUUCUCAGGCCCUCGGCGAGAUCGCGUCGAUCUUAGGGAGGCAAGUAUCACGGCCGCUUCUGGAGAGGUCCUUCCACAGGAAGAUACAGUCUAGGAAAGUGUUCACACAAAGGGAGAGCUAUGAGACGAUCAUUGCCAAAACUGAAGAGAAGUUGGUUAAGUGUCGGCAAGAAUAUAAGAAUGCCUACUUAGCGUACCUUUCGAAUCCCACAACGGAGAGCCUGAGCUCCUAUUUCAACAGCCACAACACUUACGUCCAACAACUCCACGCGACAAACGGGAUGUUGGAAGAGUACGGAAAGGAUACUUUACCAUCACUUUUACAGGAAUUAGAGGAGAUCUACAGUGAUUUGUGCGCGGCGGUUUCUGAGGCUGUCGCUCAAGGGGCAGAAGUGGUCUCUUCGAGGGCGAAGGAGCAAUGCAAGAGGUAUGACGGUUUAGUUUCCCAAUGCAAAUCCAUCUCGUCGUCAUCGGAUUUGGCCCACUUAGCGCGAUCUCUGCCCACCCCCACGGGCAGGGCCCCCAUUCUUAAGAGACCAUUCGUUCCGCCUCAACCGCCCCCACCUCCGGAUCCCGUAGACGGCGAACCGCAAGACAUGCAAAACCUCCAGGAUAACAUCCCCCCGCCUCUCAAGGACGAACUAGUAAUAGACAGACUAUCGGCGCUCCAAGUGAAGCCUUCCCACGAUGUUUUGAAAAAGGAAGCGGCUGAUUUAGAGGCGCAAAUCAGACAAAUCCAAGACGCUCUAGAAACGUUGCUGAGGAUUCAGCAACGAUCGGUUGAAGCGGCACUUUAUAACAAAGCCAACGAACUCCAAGAGGAUAUUUCGAUGAAGCGAUUCGAUCUAAGGGUGGCUCAGAUCCAUCUUAGCGCGAUCAACGCUCAGAAAGAGCUUUUUACGAGCAAACUGGAGGGAGAUACGGGUCGUGAAAGAAAAAUGUCUUCAGCGUCGACGGCAAGCAUGAAAAAUAAAUGGUUGAAAGCUUUUAAGAGUUUAAAAACUCCACCGCCAGAAAACACAGAGAAAAAAAACCAAAUGUACCAUGCAGUUUCUACGAUAAUUGCAAUGAGGAAAAAUGGUUCGGCUGCCACGAGAGAGCUCCUAAAAGGUGAUCCAGACGCUCACAAUUUCCAAGAGUAUACAUACAAGAAAAUUACACCCUGCGACGUAUGCUCGCAAGUAUUGAGAGGGCACACAAGACAGGGUCUGAAAUGUAGAAUAUGCAAAAUGAACGUUCAUCUCGACUGUCAGGACAAAGCGUCCAAAUGUCAGACGAAGCAACGGUUAUUAAGACGCCAGAAAUCAACAUCAGAGAUCGAAACUCGAAUUCAAGACGUCACCGCCGAAGACGAAAAGAGUCCGGAAGUGGAUCAAAUAUACCAAGUGUUGAAGCAAGCUACCGAAAUAUCAAAUAGCAAGCCACGCGUUAAUGUAGAGCCGGCUCCACCCGGUAUAACGGUGGACAGAACCGUCACUUCGAAUCCGGGAAGUUCGGGCAGUUCAGGACAAAGUCUUAAUCGGAGACCGGGUCCUCCGAUACAGCCUCCUAGGGCUGCCGGCUCCAACUUAGCCGUUGUCAAUCCUGCUCCUUGCUCCACUAGCUCAGACCGCAGACAAGGAGCCCCAGGCACUUCCGAAAGUUCGUCGAUGAGGCGUCGCCUAUUUGCUGGAAUGAAAAGCCUGACUGGCUUUGGUUCGCGGUCCCGUCACGGUUCUCCAGGCCAUCGCUCCAUCUCUCUGCCGGAAAGGACAAGCAUGAAGUCUUCUCCCAGUGCUGUGACGUUUUGUCUAAACAUGGGCAACUGCGAUAGUAGCGCUCCCCAUUCACCACGCCGCCAAAAAUUGAACUUGAGAAUGAAGAGUUUAUCGCUGGAUUCCCCGGAGAGCACCGAACACGUUCAGAGGAGGAAACACCACGGGGCCAAUGUUGCCAGCGACCCCCACUCUAAUCAAAGUUCAUCAUCAAGAAUUCAGUUUGCCAUUCCUGCAAGAUCUAUCCACAGCCACCACGUUAUUCGAAGUGACCUCAAAGCAAAAUCAACGCCUUCGAGUCCGGUGCACAAUCGGCGCUUGCUGUCAGCGAAGAACAUCAGAAUGUCAUCGGUGGAACUCCCUGAUGAGAACGAUAAGAGUCCAUCGUCGGCGAGCACUUCCCCUUGCCCCAGCCCCGUUGGAGCAAAAAAAUCGCAUCGUUUAUUACCCACCAACUUGUACGUAGUUCUUUACAACUUCAAAUCUCGGCAUCAAGAUGAACUUGACCUGAAGGCUGGGUACAAAGUGACUGUAAUUGAUACUUCAGAUCCAGAUUGGUGGAAAGGGAAAUGUCUAGGACGAGUUGGCUUCUUCCCGUCUAAGUACGUUUCAAAAUUAUCACCGGGGGAGAAACCGCUUCAGGUGACCCACAACUUGCAAGUAUCAGACGGUGACAACGGGCUGAUGCUGUUAAGGGACCAAAUAGUCAUACAAAUCGGUGAAGAGUUAGAUGGUAUGGUGAUGAUCCGUUCCGGUGACAAUCGUCAAGGUGUUUGCCCCGUGAAGUUCCUCCAGGAAGUGUGACAUCGCAGCGAAGUAGCAUGUCAGGCCACUUACACUUGCACCUGUUCAGCAAAACAAACCUCCGCCCCUAACACGCUAAAGAAGAUCUAUUACCCCAACCCAGCCAAAAUAAUGAUCCAAAACAACGUGCUCCUCUCGAAGCAAAACAAUAAGAAAAACAUCAACGCCGGGAGCAUUCUGCAGUAUUACUACAACAAUUUCAAUAAGAACACGUCGAAACAAACCAACGUUUACAACAAUAACGUGCUGCAAAGGCGCCGUAAUGAGCUGGCUUUCCUCCACGGAAAAGCUCCGUUCUCUUCAACCAAGCGCCCAUUAUCCAUUCGGUUAUCCACUCCUAAGCAUGUGGUGAAUUUCUUUAGCAAACCGUUCCGCCCCGAUUCCCAAAGGCGUCCGCUUUUGCUACAAAACUCUUCGAAUUAUCCGAACAACCCCAAUUUUAAAAUAGUACCUAACAAAAACGGGCUUAAAAUUUCGUCGAUUUACACCAUCAGCGACAAUGUCGACAAAUUUAGUUUGUACCGAAAAAAUUUGUACAUCUCAUCGAAUAGUAGGCCUCUUUUUGUGAGAAAAUGAGGAAGUAGUUUCACCUAUUUUUGUAAAUGAUACCUUUCAAUACAUGUGAUCUAGAAAUAUAUCAGCACGUCCUCGUAUAUCUUAUGAGCACUUUACGAGUUUGAUUCGAAAAUUUAUUUCGAAAUAUUUAUUUUCACCCUAUGGAAAUACAGGAUCGUACAUGUCUAGUUCGUUGAUUAGCUUUGUUCUUUGUUGUUAUCAGAGUUUACGAGAAGCAUUUAUUUUGAUAAGAAAAGGUAAAUCGAAAAAAACUAAAAAUGUAAAUGAAAUCCACACAAAGGCUUCCGACUUAUGAUUUCGUACACUCUGUGUUAGGAACAUUCCAAAAAUGAGCUAAAACAUUGUAUAGAGUUUAUAAUAAUUUGCAAAUAAAAUAGAGUAAUUAUGUUAAGGAAUUGAUUAUUGAAUAUAUCAUAAAUUUAAUAAAUGUUAAUAGAUUAUUUGAAAAUUAAUAAUAAUUGUAUGUUGAGUAAUAAAUGAACUGUUUGUGCAAUAUAACACAUCAUUCCAAAGACUGCUUUGAAACUGUGCUGUAUAUAGUUAUAAAAGUUGUGGCAUUUUUGGCCACUGGCCUUGCAAUGCAUUUCAUUUACCCAGUACUGGCCUAGAAACCAAUCUUAACUUUGUGGUGUACGCUUGAAAAUAUGCAGCACACUUUCAGAUUGUUAUGCACAUGACCAAUUUAAACCUUUAGUAUUAAAGUAAUGAUUAUAGUCGAACGAAUAAGUUAUGGUUUAAAUAUUUAUAAUUUAUUUAUUAUUAUUUGUACAUCGUGACCAUUAUUAAUAUGACACAAAAAUGGUUCUACACUCGUUAUAAAUGUUUACAAACAUUAGUUCACUCUUUGUGUUGCAAAACACAAAAGCACAUUGUUGAGUACUGGAUGUGUAACUAACCUCAUAUUUAAUAAAAAAAUCAAUAGCUA